Molecule: messenger RNA, 2760 nt
Organism: Alnus glutinosa
Lineage: Eukaryota; Viridiplantae; Streptophyta; Magnoliopsida; Fagales; Betulaceae
Product: glutamate receptor 2.8-like
Exons: 6
Coding region: 103-2679 (858 amino acids)
Cellular component (GO): plasma membrane
Molecular function (GO): signaling receptor activity; ligand-gated monoatomic ion channel activity
Source: RefSeq, a predicted model, not a curated record
UUCUGUAAUCCAGUAUAUAUAUAAUGCGACUCUUGUAAGCUUAUUAUUCUGAGGUCAAUAGAAAUUCCAUUUUCCAAACUCUCUCUAAACUUGACAGUAUAUAUGCUUCUGAGUCUAAAGCCAAUGUAUGCUUCUGAGUCUGUUAACCUGUCUAAAAUGCCCAAAAGAGCAGGAGGAUUGUAUGCAAAUGCAGUCCACUAUUUCAGUAUCUUUUUGUUGAUUAUCUUGGUAUUUAGUUCAUCAAAUGGCAUGUCAAACGCACUGGAUGAUGCUCUGGAGAAACGCCAACCUGACUGCGCGCUCAGCUUAGGUGCUGUUGUAGAUUCCACCUCCCUUGCCGGAAAAAAGGAGAAAGUGUCAAUGGAGAUGGCGCUUAAGGAUUUUUAUGGCCGGAGGACCAGUCUCCGGCAUUACCCUACUCUACAUGUGAGAAACUCUCGAGGAGACCCCAUCCGCGCAGCCUCUUCUGCUAAGAUCCUCAUCAAGAAGCAUCAUGCAAGGGCAAUUAUAGGGUUCAAAACAUGGCAGGAGGCAAUCUCAGUUGCUCAACUUGGCAAUGAAUACCGAGUCCCUAUAGUAUCAUUGGCAAAUAAAACCCCGCCACUGUGCGCCUCUUGCCAAUGGCCAUUCCUGGUUAGCGCGGCUCGCAGCCUAGACGCUCAGAUGAAAGCUGUGGCGGCUAUAAUUCAGAGUUGGCAAUGGCGGAAAGUCAACAUCAUCUAUGAAGACUUCAACCCAGCUAUCAGUGGCAUCACUCCCAACAUCAUUAGGGCUAUAAAAGCAGUGGACGCGGAGAUUAAUGAACUUUUGCCCCUCUCUCCUUUUUCUGCGUACCCUUCUAUAUCAGAAAAGUUGGAGAGCCUGAAAAAUGGACAAUGCAGAGUUUUCAUUGUUCACACUUCCAUUACAUUAGCCACUAAAAUCUUCAAGGAAGCGAGUGAGAUGGGAAUGAUGGGGAAAGACUUUGUAUGGAUCACCACCAAUGAUAUUACUAGUCAGAUAGAUUCGCUUAAUGCAUCAUCCAUCUCCUCGAUGCAAGGUGUCUUGGGAGUCAAGAGCUACUUUUCCACCUCCAAUAAACGCUUAAAAGAUUUCCAAUCUAGAUUUCGGGUUAUGUUUCGUUUGCUAUAUCCUGAUGGGCCACUUCCGGAACCAGGAACUUCUACCUUGCAGGCCUAUGAUGCUGCAUGGGCAGUGGCUCUUGCAUUAGAGGGAAACCCAUAUUCGAAAAGCAGUAGGAAUGGUUGUGUGGAUAAAAUGAAUGGAGAAGAGUUGUUCGAACACAUAUUGAAAAGCAAUUUUGAGGGCUUGACUGGUGCAUUCAAUUUUAGUAGUGAGCGGAAAUUGGCUCCAGUUCACAUUUUUCGCUUAGUUAAUGUGGUCGGAAAGAGCUACAGGAAGCUUGGAUACUGGACGGAGGGAUUGGGCUUCUCAGAGAGCAUCCAUAAGUUGAGCAAUUACAGCAAGUCGAUGAAAAUUCUAGGACAAGUGUUUUGGCCAGGCGGCCCCUGGUCAGUGCCAAGAGGAUGGGCGAUACCAACUAGUCAUGCCUACCGACUGAAAAUAGGAGUACCUGAGGGGAGCACAUUUAAAGAAUUAGUGAAUGUAGCAUAUGAUCGUCCUGGUGGAAAUGCAAUCAUCAGUGGAUUUUCCAUCGAAGUCUUCAAUGCCACAUUAGCGUUUCUACCAUAUCACUUGCCAUAUGCUUUUAUACCAUUGAAUGGCACCUAUGAUCAUUUGGUGGAACAAAUUCAUGUUCAGAAUCUUGAUGCAAUUGUUGGAGAUAUAGCCAUAGUUUCCAAUCGUUCUAUACAUGCAGAAUUUUCGCAACCAUAUACUGAGUCUGCAUUCACCAUCUAUCUGUGGGCCUUGACAGGGGUUAUUAAUGUUUAUAAUGGAUUUGUGGUGUGGUUGAUAGAGCGAAAUCACCGCCCAGAUUUUAGAGGCAGUAUACAUAACCAAAUUGGAACCAUGCUUUCCUUAUCCUUCACAACACUCUUCUCACUAAAGGGAGAGAAAUUACACAGCAAUCUGUCACGGAUGGCAAUGACAGUAUGGCUAUUUGUUGCGUUAGUCCUCACACAAAGUUUCACUGCCAGUCUAACAACUUUGCUUACCGUUCAAAGCCUUGAUCCAAUAAACGUCGACAUCGAGACACUUAUAAAGAGUGGAGCCAAAGUUGGGUGCGAUGCGAAUUCCUUUGUUGUGGAUUAUUUGGGGUCCGUCGUAGGUUUUGAUCCCAAAAACAUAGUGGGAAAGUAUACAGAAGAUGAUUAUCCAGAGGCUCUUAAAAAGGGAGAGAUAAAAGCAGCUUUUCUUCAGGUCCCAUAUGUUAAAAUUUUUCUCGCCAAAUAUUGUGAAGGUUUCACCACUUCGGGACCAACACUUAAAGUUGGAGGCUUAGGAUUUGCUUUUGCGAGGAAUUCUCCUUAUCUACCUGAUAUUUCCGAAGCAGUUCUUAAAGUGUCUGAAACUGGAAAAUUGCAAAAGCUUUGGCAUUCUUUAACCUCAUCCCUCAACUGCUCCGAACCCACCGCUCAGCCUGAUGAUACUCAUGAUAGGCUUGGACUGAAUAGUUUCUGCGGCCUCUUUGUCAUCACUGGUGGAACAUCCACCAUUGCUCUCUUCAUAUUCAUCUUUCAUCAUGUUCGCCACAGAUGGUAUCAACCUAGCUUCUAGCGAAGGACAACAACAUCAUAACCCUGUCAACGAUGAGUUACUGAUGUUUGGUCCUGAAAUUCAGAACUGGAAUCAGUCAUA